UCUCAGUGUUUAAAGAUGGCGGCUGCGGCGGCGGCUGCUGCGGCGGGAGGCGGCGGCGGCUCCUCCUGGGCCUCGGUGCCGCGGGGCCGCUUCCCCGGGCGGCCCGGCGGCUGCCGUGCACGGGGCGCCGGGGCUGGGAGUCGCGCGCGAAUCUCUCUGCUGGCUCCUCAGCUGCUGCUGUGGGCCGCCUCGGGGGACGGCGAGCGGGCCGCGGCGGCGGGGGACACCACCCUGGGGAGCCUCCUGGGCCUCAGCCGGAGUUGGCGCCGCCUGCAGGGCCUGCUAGGUGACAGCAGUGGCGGCAGCAGCAGCAGCGGCGAGGAGGAGCCGGAGGAGUUCCUGGGCUUCCGUCUGGAGGACGAUGCCCCUCAAAGUUCGCUGCGUGCUGCUCUACGGUCUAAAAGAGGUGCAGCUCUUCCAGUGCGUGGCAGGAAGAAGAGGGCACUUGCUGAAGACACCCUUUCCAAGCGGCUGGCCAAGCAGAAGGCUGUGGAAUCCCAGAGGGAGCGCAUGGUGAAGGCCUUGGCCGAGCUGCUUCAGAGGAACAAGAGACCUCCAGGAAGCAUGGGCCAGCUGCUGGCUUCUGGACCCAAAAUUGACAAGAUGCUUCCUGAACAGUCUAAACCAGGCCCAGAGCUUGGUGAAUCCGGAAAACCCACCACCUCUCCCACCCUGUCGCCACAAACAGAGACGCCCCCCAACUCCCUUGUACUGCCCAGGCCACGAGGCCGGCCACGGGGCUCCUUCUCAAAGAGAACCGCUGUGCGACUCGGGCCUCCUCCUCCAAACACCAAAGCUCCAUGUUCCCUCCCUGAACCUGACAGCAGCACUCGGUCACCCUCCCCAUUCCAAGUGGUCGCCCCAUCUUCUCCAACCCCCGAAUCUUUGAAGAAGCCACCUCUCAUCCUGAAGUUCUUCUCAAAAGCGAGGCGGCACAAGUCUGGCCAGUUGGUGGUGACUCAUGUCCGGCUAAAGACCCCCGGCCAUAGGAGGGGACGCAAGAAGAAGUGGAGCGUUGUGCCAAGGAAGAAAUCCUCUCCACUUCCCUCCCAGUCUGUCUUGGAACUGGAGGCCCCCUUGCCAGAGUUGGAUGCCUCUCCCCCAGAACGAGAACAGAAGGAGAACUCUUCUAUCCCAGAGCCUCUGCCAGAGGUUCUUGCACCACAUCCUGAGCCACAACCAGAACCUUCUGCCACGAAGCCAGAACUGCAGCCAGAGGUGAUCGUGCAAGGACUACUGGAAGCUCCGACUGUGGAGCCAGAGGCCUCUGACCUGGAAGCAGAGGCUCCGGCGCCAAGCAGUGGCGUUCCUGCUUCACCCAACAGGGUAUCCUGGAAACAAGGGCUCCAGCAACCUGGUCCACAGAGGGACGGGGUGGGAACCCUUCCUGAGGAGGGGCCUGCUAGCAUUGCCCAUUCCACACGGGCACAGUGCUUGAAACGGGGCCGUGGUCGGCCACCCCUCACCCCGACCCAGCGAGCUCAGAGGGCGGCUAUUCAGCAGCUGCCAGCUAAGGCCAGGGAAGAGGCAGCUCUGGGAGCAGCACAGCAGCCUGGCGUUCCUGGCCACGAGGAAGUGCCAGUUCACAAGGCCAACUUCCUGAAGAAUAUUCGUCAGUUUAUCAUGCCCGUGGUGAGUGCCCGUUCAUCCCGCCUUAUUCGCACCCCCCGCCGCUUUAUGGAUGAGAUCCCCCAGAAGACGGCCAAGCCUGUGGAGAGCCCUGCAGCUGAAGGACCUUGUCUAGACAGGCAGGAGACCCCUGCAUUGCCAUUGCAAGUGGCUCCCCUGCAGCUGACUUCCCCUGUCCCUGGCUCUCCCGAUAAAGACUCCUCUAGGACCCUCUCACCCCCACCUUCUCCUAGCUUGCCUCACAUCACUUCCUCCGCUCCUGCCCUACCUGAGAAGCGCCGUUCCAUCCUCCGGGAGCCCACAUUCCGAUGGACCUCACUGAGCCCCACUUCAUCUCCCAAGGAUAUGGGCAAAGCUCUCUUCCAGCUCCCUUGUGAAGAUUCAUCUCCUCUGUCCAGUGCUCCAGCUCCAAUCCCUUCUCCCCCAGCCAAGCGAACUCCUCUGCUGCGUGCCCCUCAGUUCACACCCAGCGAGGCACACCUUAAAAUCUAUGAAUCGCUGACGGUAUCUCCCGAGGAAUCUGAACCAGUGUCAGCUUCCCCUGAGGUCAGGAGGGACCCCCCGACGUUGCAGCAAGAGGCCCCCAUGCUCCCUUAUGAGCCAGUGGUGACCCGCAGUGGGAAGAGGCUAUUAGGAAGGACAAAUCACCUUGCUUUGCCCCUCUUCACGGAGGUUCCUAGACCACGUGAGGCCCAGGACAAAGAGCUGAUCACCAUGGAGGAUGUCAACUCUCCUGGUGUAGUGCACAAGGUGGCCAUCCGAAGAAUUCUACCUCCAUCUGUCCAUGUGGAGGCAGAGGAAGAAGCUGAUAGUUCAGAGAGUGAGGUGGAGCCAGCUAGCCUGAAGCCCCCUCCGCAAGAGCCAAAGCCCAUUAUAACGCAGCUGUCCAGCAUGGAUAAAGUGUACAGCCUACUCACGCGUGCCAAGGUGCAGCUCUACAAGAUUGACCAGCAGAAGCAGUUCAAAUUUAUUCCGGGGUGUCAAAGCAUCAAGGCAGAGGCCUUUGAGUCUUUAAAGGUCCCAGUUAAGCAGGAGACAACUUCUGAAGUCAAAGUGUCUGUUGAAGAUGGGAAAGAGACCCGGAAGCAGGGCCAGGAGUCUCCAGUCCAGGGGCCCCGGAUCAAGCACGUGUGUCGGCAUGCCUCAGUGGCCCUCGGGCAGUCCCGUGCCAUGGUUCCGGAGGAUGUGCCGCGCCUCAGUGCCCUGCCACUGCGGGAGAGGGAGGAGAUAGCUGCAUCGCCCACUGUGGAGGAGACCUCAUCGGCUUCUGAGAAUGAGAGUGGCCACCAGAAGCAAGUGAAGGCAGAUGCAGCUGUGAAGGCUGCCCCGGCCCCUGUGCGUCGCCAUGUCUCCCACCACCACCACCACCACCACCACGGCAAGAAGAACAGGAUGACGCGCUGUGGGAAGUGCAAGGGCUGCCUGAAGCUUCAGGACUGCGGGGAGUGCAUCAACUGCCUGGACAAGCCAAAGUUUGGCGGGCCAAACACCAAGAAGCAGUGCUGCGUGUGAGUGUGUCGGAAGGUGGAAAAAAUGCUCUCAAAAAAACAGGAGGCAUUGGCGAGGGUGGGCCGUACAGUAGUGAAGCCCAUCGUCCCCUGGGAUUCGGAGGAUUCUCAAGAAGAGUUCCCAGCCCCCUGGGAGGUCAUGCUGGGGGCCACGGAGACAGCUGAGCAAGACUCCUUGCUGCAGCGCAAGUCGGCCCGGCGCUGCGUCAAGCAGAGGCCCUCCUAUGACAUAUUUGAAUCCUCUGACUCGGAUACAGAGCCAGUGUCUGGCUCAGCUACACAUCGUCGGAAAUCCUCCCGGGAUUCAGAUCUGCUUCCCAUGGACUCGGAGGAGCAGAGUCGCCCCCGCAGAACCCCCCUUCAGCCAGUGGUGCAGCUGAAGGCCAGAAAGAAGCCAGAGAAGGAUGUCUCUUCUGGCACCCUUCCAUCCUUUUCCAAUGGGUGGAAUGGGAAACAGAAAUCCACGGAUGGCAUCCACCGGCUCAGGGUUGAUUUCAAGGAAGACUGUGACCUGGAGAACGUCUGGCUGAUGGGUGGCCUCAGCAUCCUCACCUCGGUGCCAGUCACCACCCAGUUGGUGUGCCUGCUCUGUGCUAGCAAGGGCUUCCAUCAGCUCGUGUUCUGCCAGGUGUGUUGCGACCCCUUUCAUGUCUUCUGCCUGGAGGAGGAUGAACAGCCACUGCCCGAGCAGGAGGAAAGCUGGUGUUGCCGCCGCUGCAAAUUCUGUCACGUCUGUGGCCGCAAAAACAAAGCAUCCAAGCAACUGCUGGAGUGUGAGCGCUGCAGGAACUGCUACCAUCUAGCUUGCCUUGGGCCCAACUACCCCACUAAACCCUUCCGUAAGAGGAAGGGCUGGAUCUGUUCGGCCUGCAUACGUUGCAAGAGUUGUGGGACGGCUCCUGGGAAGAACUGGGACACAGAGUGGUCCAGUGACUACAGCUUGUGCUCUGCAUGCUCUGUGCUGUAUGACAAAGGGAACUACUGCCCAAUCUGCUUGCACUGCUAUGAAGACAAUGACUACGAGAGCAAGAUGAUGCAGUGUGCCAAGUGUGACCACUGGGUUCACGCCAAGUGUGAGGGACUUUCAGACGAGGGCUACGAGAUCUUGUCCAACUUACCAGAGAGUGUCGUGUAUGCUUGCCGGCCCUGCUGUGGCAGUGACAAGACCAAGUGGCGUGAGGUCCUCAACUCAGAGCUGCGCAAGGGCCUCCGACAGGUGCUUCAGGGGCUGUUGAGCACCAAAUGCGCCACCCCACUGCUGCAGUGUGCACAGUGUUGUCCGGAUGAUGGGGUGAAGGUUCACCUGCGGCCCUGUGACCUGCGCACUGUCAACAGGCUCUUCGAACAGGGUCACUACUCAUCUGUGCACAGCUUCAAUGAGGACAUGGUGGGUGUCCUGUUGGGGCAAAUGGAAGAGGAGCAGGCUGGCAUGACUGCGAAGGCACUCUACAUUGAGCUGAUGGGAAAGUUCUUCAGCUGGUUUGAUGCUCAGGAUUCAAAGCACUGGACCCGCAACAGCACCCUCCCCAACGGCAUGCUCCCCAACGCUGUCCUGCCUCCAUCCUCCGACCACAUCUAUGCUCAGUGGAGGCAGCCUGAGGAAGUCAGCCCAGCUACGAACAGUCAUCUGACUUCUGCUGGGCCUGAAAACAUGGCUGGGAAAGAUACCGAGCAUGUUUUGCUGCAGAAGCCAUUGGCUGACCCUGAAGACAAGAGGCAGUGCGCCCUGUGUCUCCAGUACGGUGAUGCUCCCUCCAAGGAUGCGGGAAGGCUGCUGUACAUCGGCCAAAACGAGUGGACCCAUGUCAACUGUGCCAUCUGGUCAGCUGAGGUCUUUGAGGAGAAUGAUGGCUCCCUGAAGAACGUUCACGCUGCUGUGGCCCGUGGCCGACAAAUGCGCUGUGAGCACUGUCAACGCACGGGGGCCACUGUUGGCUGCUGCCUCUCGGCCUGUCUCAGCAACUACCAUUUCAUGUGCGCCCGCCUCCGCCACUGCACCUUCCAGGAUGACAAGAAGGUCUUCUGCCAGAAACAUGUUGACCUCCUGGAUGGGACGGAGAUAGUUGCUGAAGAUGGCUUUGAUGUCUUGCGCCGGGUCUACGUUGACUUUGAGGGCAUCAGCUUUAAGAGGAAGUUCAUGGUGGGCCUGGAGCCGGACACAGUCAACAUGAUGAUAGGCUCUAUGAAGAUCGACAGCUUGGGGAUGCUGACGGAUUUGUCCGAGUGUGAGGGGCGCCUCUUCCCUGUAGGCUACCAAUGUUCUCGGAUAUACUGGAGCACGGUGGACGCUCGCAAGCGAUGCUGGUACAAGUGCCGCAUCCUGGAGUACCGGCCAAAGCUGAGUCAGGAGGAGCCAGACGCGCUGGGAGUGCAAGAGGAGAACCACACGAUCGUGCACAGCCCAGCUGCUCCUGCAGACCCUGUCCUCGGAGAUAAGCACCUUCAGGAUGCGCCCCCUCCCCUGCCACCCCUGGAGCGCCAUUCUCCUGCACAGAACCCAGGGCCUCUGCCACCACCGGCGUCGGUGGCCUCCAAGCCCAAGCCUCUCUCCGGAGCGCGCAUCAAAGUGCCCAACUACUCUCCGACUCGGCGGCCCAUCAGUGGGGUUUCAUCCCGCCCCCUGCCUUCCCCUGGGAGCACGUCAUCCAUGUCCCAUCACAUCCUGACUGUGGGUGACCCAGACUUCCCUCCUCCGCGCCGCACGCCGCGUCUCAGCCCUCUGUCACCUAGCAGUGCUCCUCGCACCCACCGGGCGCCCCUGCCACCGCAAGCCACGGCUAACCGGACUAGUCCCCCCAGCACCACUCUCAGGGCAAUGCCGCCUCUCCCAGACCACCCCCCGGCCGGGAGCGGCUUCAGGCAUCCUUCUACCUCAGCCGGGACAGAGGGGCAGCAGCCCCUAUCUACCUCACCCCCGCCUCCCUCACCUCCGCCAGUGCCGCCCGAGCUGGCAUUUGAGCUCAACGUCUCGGACUUGGAAUUCGACGACAGCCUCUUGGACGAGCCAUUCCAGGAGGAGGAGGAGGAGGAAGAGGAGGAGGAGCUGGGGAUGCCGCGGACGUGCCCCCCCUCGCCCAGCCUGGGCUUGCCCCAGUUGGAUGGGCUAGGGGAUGGAGAGAGUGAGGAAGAGGGAGAGCCGGGCCGCUACUUCCGUUUCCCGCGCACCGUGGUGAUGCGGGAGCCACCGCUGCCCCCUUACCCGCUAGACCUUCCCAUGCCUCACAUUCACCAGCUGGACGGCAUAGACGAUGGCACAGACAGUGAGGCAGACGCGGCAGGCGGGCACCCUUCUGCCAAGGGCAAGCAGGCCGAGUCGAGGGGGGAGCGAGAGCUGGCAGGCCCCGCCCCCGCUCCAGAGGACCUGCCCUCCGACAUCGUGGACUUUGUGCUAAAGAACAUGGAUGCGCCCGAGAACAAGGCCCCGCUGCCUCCUUCCUGCCUCAACCAGGUGCCCUUGCCCCCGGCACCCGCUACCUCUGCCAGUCUCAAUGGCACGGAGUCUGCCCAGCCCAGCCCCGCUGCAGAGCUGGCCCCGGUUCUCGCUCUCAGCGCCGCCCAGCUGCCGGGCACCCCUGAAGUAAAGGUACUGGGCCCCGAGGGGCAGAAGCCUGGCUCCAGGAUCAUCCUUGUGAACAAGCUGGGGCAGGUGUGCCUGAAAGUGCAGGGCGAAGAAGGCGGGGCGAGCGCCGCAGACGUGGAGCAGGCAUCCAGCUGCAAGGCCUUGCACAACUCGCCGCCCCCGCCGCCCCCGCCCGCGCCCGCCCCCAGCCUUGGCACCGUCAUACUGCGGGCGCCGCUGGGCCUGGGCCCCGGCCCGUUGCCCACCUGGACCAUCCGUGGCCCAGUGCUCAGCAUGGUGCCCAUGAUGAAUGUCGUGGGCGCCUCUCCUCAGACCGUGGGCAGCGGGCAGUUGGCGCUGGGCACCCCCGCACUGGUGACUCCCUCACUGGGGCUCCAGCAGACCUGCCUUCUCCAGCCCAUGGCAGUGAAUUCGGGGGUGCUCAGCCUCCCGGGCUUGGUGUCCUUGCCGGGGCCCCGCCCAGCUAUCCGGGUCAAGAGAGUCUCCACCUUCGUUGGAAACAUGCCUGCCAAGAAGGUGAAGCUGGACGAGGUUAACGAGGAAGACGAGCCGUUGCCCACAGUGACUCCCGACCACUUGGCCAAUAAUUGCAUGUCAGGCGGUCCAGUGAGCUCUGGCAUUGGAAGGGUGCGGAUGAAGACUCCCACAGCGAAGGGUGUCCUAGACCUGGAUGCACUCAAAGAGGAGGCCGGCGCUGUUGGCGAGGAUGAGCUGUCUCCGAUGGAGCAGGUCUCCCCCUCCUGGACAGCAUUGCACUCCCGCCCUGAGACACCGGAGCUGAACCAGGAGCCGGUGGUAGAACCGGUCUGGCACAGAUACGCAGGGGAUCUCACCAGCUCGGAUGAAGACAACCUGAACCAAGAGGACAAAGAGAACGAGAUGCCUCGUAAAACACAGCCCCACCUGUGCUUUGAGAUCACCAGCGAGGAUGGCUUCAACGUGCAGGCGGACAGCAUUGACGGUGCCUGGAAAGCAGUGAUUGAGAAGGUUCAGGAGGCCCGUACCAAUGCCCGCCUCAAGCAUCUGUCCUUCGCAGGCAUGAAUGGCGUGCGCAUGCUGGGGAUGCAUCACGAUGCAGUCAUCUUCCUGGUGGAGCAGCUGUACGGUGCCAAGGCCUGCCACAAAUACAAGUUUCGAUACCACCAGCAUGAAGGCGAGGAGGAGGAGCUGCCCCUCAACCCCCAUGGCUGCGCCCGAGCUGAGGUCUACGUCAGGAAGUGCACCUUUGACAUGUUCAACUUCCUGGCAUCUCAGCAUCGGGUGCUUCCUGAGGGAGGCCCCUAUGAUGAAGAGGAGGAUGAAGUGCAGCUCAAAUCCACCAGGCGAGCCACCAGCUUGGAGCUACCCAUGGCCAUGAGGUUUCGGCAUCUGAAAAAAACUUCCAAGGAAGCUGUGGGCGUCUACAGGUCAGCUAUCCAUGGUCGGGGGCUGUUCUGCAAGCGUAAUAUUGAUGCAGGCGAGAUGGUGAUUGAAUACUCAGGCAUUGUCAUCCGUUCUGUGCUUACAGACAAGCGUGAAAAGUACUAUGAUAGCAAGGGCAUCGGAUGCUACAUGUUCCGCAUUGACGACUUCGACGUGGUGGAUGCCACCAUGCAUGGCAACGCUGCCCGCUUCAUCAAUCACUCCUGCGAGCCCAACUGCUACUCGCGCGUCAUCCACGUGGAGGGCCAGAAGCAUAUUGUCAUCUUCGCCCUGCGGCGGAUCUUCCGCGGCGAGGAGCUCACGUACGACUACAAAUUUCCCAUCGAAGACGCCGGCAGCAAGCUGCCGUGCAACUGUGGGGCCAAGCGCUGCCGCCGCUUCCUCAACUAGAGAUGUCCCCCAGCCCCUCCUUCCUCAGACCCUCCCCCCAGCCCAGCCCAGCCCUGGUAUCAUGCCGAGGGGCCUGCCGAGGGGCGCAGACAGAGCUCAGCCUCGCCAUGCCUUUCCACGUGGGCCGUUGCGGGACUGACCCAUUUCCAGGAAGCGUGGUUGAAGCCCACUUUGUGUAGGGAGUGGGGGAAGCUCUUGGCAGUGGCCCCGUCAUUUCUGGGUCUGUGGCUUGAAAUUAUGACACGCAGAGAUAUGGGACAAGUGUGGCGAGGAUGGCUCCCCGAACCCCUAAUUUGUGCCCAUUUGCUUUGCAGUCCUGAUUUUCCCUCUCCCCUGCUGGGGUGAGAACAGCAUUUUCUUUAAUUUUGUACUUUUAAAUUUUGUGUUCUCCCCCACUCCCCAUUUAGAAUCUCUUUAAAUGAAAACAAAAAAACAGCAAACCCAGGAGGAUGUAAAUAUUUGUACAAAUUUCUAAACCUGUUUAUUUUCUAUGCACUUUUUUAUUUAAGAUGCUCAGUCAACUCAGCGGUAAAGGGUUGGAUUCUUGUUGGUAUAAUUUUAAAUAAAACACAAUUUUGACACGA
Messenger RNA from Varanus komodoensis (Komodo dragon), 9113 nucleotides. RefSeq names its product lysine methyltransferase 2B (gene KMT2B). The record is from RefSeq and is a predicted model, not a curated record. Lineage: Eukaryota; Metazoa; Chordata; Lepidosauria; Squamata; Varanidae. Gene Ontology annotation, molecular function: DNA binding; protein binding; histone H3K4 methyltransferase activity. Gene Ontology annotation, cellular component: histone methyltransferase complex; nucleus. Gene Ontology annotation, biological process: positive regulation of DNA-templated transcription. The transcript is spliced from 38 exons.